CAACUGGACGACAACUUCAAAGUAAUCAGUAAAAUUAAGCACUUUUACGAACGAAAUGUAUUCUGACCGCACUAUUUGUACACUUGGCACAUCAGUGGCAAUUAAAAAUAAACUGAGACUACGUGCACACUUAGCUUACAUUAAACAAUGACUAAAUCCAAAUUGGACAAUUUGUUUCAUUUCAGUUCAUCUUAACGUGUUAAAGUUGCUUGUACUGUCUUCGGCGAUUCGACGAAUACUGUUCGGAGUAACAGAUGACGGUACAGAUUGCAAUGUCUGAGAGAACCAUUCAGAAUGACGAUAUUAGUUUCCUCCUCGAACAUUGGUUGAACGUCAGCAGGGUAGCAAACCUCAGCACGAGAAAACAAAAUUUCGCAAAGGUUGAAUUUUAUUUGGAAGGUUCACGUUCUCUGUAUUUCAAUCCAAUGAGCCAUGGCACCAGUGCAUUUAAGUGUGCGUAGAUGUUUAUCGAAAGAAUUAUUUUUUCUAGGUCUGCGAGAAAGACCAUCAAAUUUCCUGGACUUUUUUCGAAACUAUGGUAGUCGACCCAGAUUAUCUACUGAAAUCAAUCAGGAUGUAUUGGAUUCGAUUGCAAAAGGAGACUAUAAGCCAAAAAGACAUGCAGGAAUUAUAAAAACUAUUAGCAGUACAUUGCCCAAGCCUGUAAUUGAUAAUAUUCAUGCCGCUCUUAAAGACCAACCUCUGAAAGCACUGGCAGCCCAAGGCAUAAAGUUAAAUCAGUACCUGAAUUCAAGACAUCUUCCUUGUGAAGAAGAUGAAUUAAUAAAUAGACAUGAACAAGCAGCUUUGCAUGUUGAAAAAAAGUAUAAUAUCCCUUCAGACAUUACAGAAGAAGAAAAAAGGGAUUUUAGGAAAAGAUUUGAAAAGCAAAUUCUACGCCAAUUGCAACAAAAAACUUAUAUGUGGAAAGCAAUUAACUACAAUGACCACCGUUCGAAAGUGUAUCUGAUCGGAAGAUCAUCAGCAGAAUAUGCUGUUUUAAGCCGGAUCUUUAAUGAAGUGAAACUACGACUUCCUGACUUUCAGCCAAAAUCUCUUUUUGAUUUUGGUUCAGGUGUUGGUACAGUAACUUGGGCUGCAAAUCAUUUUUGGGAAAAUUCACUGCAAGAGUAUUUUUGCGUUGAUGCAUCGGCUUCAAUGAAUGAACUUGCGAAUUUAGUAUUGAAUGGUAAACAGACCGCUGAAAAUCCGGGUAAAGGAUACUUUUAUCGUCAAUUUCUUCCUGCCUCACACACGCUAAAAUAUGAUUUAGUUGUGAGUGCAUUUUCUUUAUUUGAACUUCCAAAUCUUAAAUCAAGACUUGAAACAAUUUUGAAUCUUUGGAAAAAAACUCAAGGCUAUUUGAUUGUUGUUGAACAGGGAACAAAUGCUGGAUUCCAAAUUAUCAAUGAAGUGAGAGACUUCAUUCUGGAAUUUUAUAAUAAUGAGGAGAAUGCAUUACAACCAGCAGCCCAUGUAUUUGCACCAUGUCCUCAUGACAAGCCAUGCCCAAGAUUUGCAGAAGAUUACACACCCUGUAAUUUUGAAGUUCCAUACACAAACCCUUUUUAUCCAUCAACAGGAAUUUUGAGGGAGAAAUUUUCAUAUGUCGUAUUGAAGAAAGGUUUUCGUCCUGAGGAUGAUCUCCAGUGGCCAAGGCUUGUUAGACCUGUUCUUCCAAGAGCGAGACACGUGGUGUGUCGAAUGUGUACAUCUGCUGGUAGGCUGGAGGAAAUAAUCUUCACAGCAGCAAAGCAUGGAAAAGUAACCUACAAGUGUGCUAGAGCUUCACACUGGGGUGAUCUACUGCCAAUAGAAGUUAAACAACCAAGUGAAUCGGAAAAUGACAAUGAAAAUGAAACAAAAUGUUUUGAUGAGAAAGACAAAACAUAAUGACUUGUUAAUUAAGAAUUUGUAAUAAUCCAAAUAUGUUGUGUACAUAUCUUUUUAACCUUAAAGAGUUUUAUUUAAUUGUUUUAAAUUCUUCACCUUAUAGAAUCUUCCCAUAAGAUAACCAUUCUGAAGUGUCAAAAAAGUUUACUAUGGUGCGCCAAGAAAGUCUCCCUUCAGUGGCACCUUGCUGGUGAGAGUGGUAGCAACAGAAAUUAUGUUAGCAGCACAAGCUGCAGCUUCUAACAAAUGAAAACCAAAAUGGUGUACUACCACUAUCAUAACAGAUGCUGGAAAUACUAUCCCCUUUAUUUGUUUCCCAGUUAUCUGGUUGCUACCAAGACAAAAGCAAUUACUUGGGGGGAGGCCCUAAUGGAGCUUAGUGUGGUGAGAUGUUGUGCGUAUAAAUAUAGAAGAAGACCUGAUUAAAAAUCUAGCUGAAAUACCUCUUGUUGCCUUAGUACUUAUCAUAAUUAUUUAUUAGAUAGGAAAAGACUAAUGUAUUCUUGCUCAGUCCUACCCAAUCAGAUCCACCACAUUCCAUCACACUCUCGUCCCAGCUUACCUUGCCCUGCCUCACCCCUAAGUUAUUUUUAUUUAAGAGUUUAUUCUCCUACAUGAAAAGGACCGGGGGAAAAUAUGGUUUUACAAUUGAAGAUGCUUGUAAUAUAUCAACUGUAUAAAAAAUACUUCCUAGCUAAAAUUCUAAUUACCCCUGGUACAUUUUGGCUGUUUGGAAAUUCUUUGAAGGACAAGAGCACUUUCUAGCCAUCUAAAAAUCAAAGGAAAAUAAAGAAAAACUAAUUUAAUUAUAUUUCUUUUGGGAACCUUCCAAAUAAUGACAGGAAAGAACAAAAUAUUUUCAUCAAAAUAUCUUUUUCUUCACACCUUUUUUGCCCUCAAGAUUCCAUCAGCAAGAAAGUGACACUUCAUCCUUGGUCUUUAAUAUGUUGUGCAAUGCAAUAAGUAUUCCUCUUCCAUACUACUGACAAAAACAGGUACAGCUACUCUAGAUUUCAAACUACCUGUAUCCACUCUUGGGAGGCUUUGAAGCAAGUAGCUCUUUCGAAGUAUGCUUUGGAUCAUGAAUUAAGAAGACAGCACAAUGUUGAAAAUAUUUAAGACAGUUUGUUCUAACCUGGCUCCAAAGUUGUUUUAUUUUAAAAAAAAUUUAAAUGAAUUUGAUAGUGAGCUUGUGAUCUCCAAUAAUCCCCCACUGCACAAACUAAAUAAUGACAAAUUUAAGAAAAACUAAUGUAAUGGAUCAAUCUAGAAAUAUAAAAAUUAUAAAUAAUAUAAUAUAAAGAGACACACACACACCGAUGUCAUGGCUAAUAAAUCAACCAAAGGUAAUAUUAAAAAGGCCAAAAAAAGUUUAUAUAUUUUUUUAUUAUAAAUUAACUUAUUUA
Gryllus bimaculatus (two-spotted cricket) is the source of this 3299-nucleotide messenger RNA. The record is from the annotation of a GenBank genome assembly. NCBI's taxonomy places the organism in Eukaryota, Metazoa, Arthropoda, Insecta, Orthoptera, Gryllidae.